AUGCUUGUCCAGAGACUUGUUCCGAUUUUUGUGGGUUUUACGGCUUUGACAGCCUUAAGUGAAAGCGUCCUGGCCCGCAAAAUGAUCUUCAAGACAGGCGGCAGCAGAUACAACCCGAAAGUAUUCUCCAACUUCACGAUCCAGAUCAUUAAUACUAAACUGAUGAUAGAUACGGUCAUCAUCUCCCCCCUUACGCAAGGUCUGAAGACGCACUUAGGCUUCCAGUUCCGCCUGUCCAAGGACAGGCCCUACCAGAUUAUAUUCCAGCACACCAUUAACUACUGUUCCAUGGUUAAAGUGGAGUCGCUUUAUCGGCGCUGGGUGACGUCCAUGCUCAAGGUGGGAAACUUCUCCUUGAGUUGCCCCAUCGGGAGGGGCUACUACUACCUACACGGCUGGUCGCUGGACGCAAGUCAAGUGCCCUCGUUCUUCUACCUGGGAGACUACCGCAUAUCUGCAACAUUAUUCUACGGGAGGUUCAAGAAGAACGAUGAGAAUCCCCUUCUAGAAUUAUAUAUGGAAGCCGUGCUGACCUAA
Messenger RNA from Drosophila obscura, 537 nucleotides. RefSeq lists its product as uncharacterized. The transcript is spliced from 2 exons. The record is from RefSeq and is a predicted model, not a curated record. Bases 1 to 537 code for a protein of 178 amino acids. Lineage: Eukaryota; Metazoa; Arthropoda; Insecta; Diptera; Drosophilidae.